GCCCCGCCGAGUGCCAAUUUAAUAUAAUAUUUACGCAUAGACGUGCUUUUGAUCCGUCUGGUUUAAAAAGCGCUCCUUAGCACCGUGUCAGAAUAUUAAUUCUCAUCAGGGAGGGUGGGAAAAAAAAAAUCUCAACCCGCGCUGUGCGUCCGUAAUGCUGCGACUGGCAACAUAACUGCCUUAUUUACAUUAAACACGCCGCAAGGUUACAGUGCAGCGGAGCGCCGCGCUUUAUCACUCCGGACUUCUCUGACUGAUGCUCGCCUUUCCGCUCCUUUACUCUCCCCUGGACUUUUUCUUUUGGACUUGGGACACUUCUCCAGAAAGGCUCGACAUUUGGGAAACCUCCUCUGACGACCUUCUACAUCUCUUGCUAUCUCACAGAGUAAAGACAUCCCUCUGGUCAUCACAAAGUGCUGCACACACUCGGUGGCGUGGGGGGAGCCACGGUGUCUUCAUCCUGAAAGGCCCCAGACCAGUAUGCAGUUAGAGUGAUCAGGAUGGAAGACUCUAGUUUGUGCCUUGGUGUGUCCUCAGCGGUCCCAGAUGCUGACACCCAUAUCACCAGUGCCAUGCUUAAUGGCCGCUACCCAAUCAGUCAGAAGCUGCAUCAGCUGACUGCCCAACUUGGCCACGCCUUUCCUGACCUUCCAAGUCGCCAACAAAUCCCAGAGGAAAAAGCCGCCACCCCACUGGAUGAAAAAACACAUGCUGCACUGGCAAGUCAGCCAAUUAGCAGCCAGAUGGCUCUGCUAGCCAAUCAACUCAACCGUAACAUGGAUGCAGGUGCCCUAGGUGGUCUCAAUGGCCGUGUUGACCUGCAGCAAUUCCUCAAUGGGCAGAAUUUGGGAAUCAUGUCUCAGAUGAAUGAUAUAGAAGAUGAUGCCCGCAAGAAUCGCAAGUAUCCAUGCCCACUAUGUGGAAAACGAUUCCGCUUCAACAGCAUCCUUUCCCUGCAUAUGCGCACCCACACUGGUGAGAAGCCCUUCAAGUGUCCCUACUGUGAUCACCGAGCAGCCCAGAAGGGCAACCUCAAGAUUCACCUCCGUACCCACAAGUUGGGUAGUCUGGGGAAGGGUCGUGGUCGUGUACGUGAAGAAAACCGACUUCUUCAUGAGCUUGAAGAGCGUGCCAUCCUUCGUGAUAAGCAAAUGAGAAACAGCUUGCUGCAGCCUUCACAAUCGCUUCCACCCCACCUGGGUCUGCAGAACCAAAACCAGCAACAGCCUGGCUCUGCAUGUGGCCUCUUAACACCUACAAGUCUGGGAGGCACAUCGGAUGGGCUUGCUCAACCCUCUGCCUCACCUAAGCCAGCAGGCACUAACCAACAAGAUGAGCAGGCACUUAACCCAGCCAUAGGCUUCCGUUGUACCUUUUGCAAAGGCAAGUUUAAAAAGCGUGAGGAGCUGGAGCGUCAUAUCCGCAUCCUUCAUAAACCCUACAAGUGCACUCUCUGUGAGUUUGCUGCUUCCCAGGAAGAAGACCUCAUCAGCCAUGUGGAGAAGGCACACAUCACUGCUGAGUCAUGCCAAGGGCAGGGUACAGGAGCUGGCAGUGGAGAAAAGCCUGCCAGUGAGUUUCGAUGUGAUGUCUGUGGCCAGAUCUUCAGCCAGGCUUGGUUCCUGAAGGGUCAUAUGCGCAAGCACAAGGACUCCUUUGAGCACUGUUGUCAGAUCUGUGGACGUCGCUUCAAGGAGCCUUGGUUUCUAAAAAAUCAUAUGAAGGUGCACCUCAACAAGCUUGCCAUUAAGAGUAAGCCUCCGAUUGGAGGUGGAGCUGAGCAAGAUGGGCCCUCUGUCAACAGUAUAAGCAGCUUAGCACAAGAAGCCCAUGCCAACCUGUACUCGCGUUACAUCUCCUGUCUUCAAGGUGGUUUCCUCAGUCCUGAAAAGCAGAGCCUGGCUGAACAACAACACCAAAUGUUGGCCAAGGCUGGCAUAGCUAUGAAAGAGAAAGAAAUGCUGGGAAAGCUGCUGGGACCAAUGGCCGGCAUGAGUCAUGGUCUGGGGGAGAAUGAGAAGCGCUCACUGUUAGGUUGCUUGAACCUGGUGCCUCCUCUAAAGUCAAGUUGUAUGGAGCGCUUACAGGCAGCAGCAAAGGUGGCAGAAAUGGAUCCGCUUAAUAGUUAUCAGGCUUGGCAGAUCAUGGCACGCAGCAUGGCUAUGGAGCGUUCUUUCAUGCCAAAAGAUCAGCACCAUGGAGCCCAUGUGCAAGAGGAAGAAAUGGCUAGUGCUGCUGGGAUAGUGUCCUUUGGGAAAGACAAGCAUGAGCACUCUACUCUUGAUUCCAGUGAUGGCCCCAAGCAGAAGAACCACCCUGAUACUCUCCAUGGGGUAAGGACUGGUGGAAGCAUAAUGUCCAUGAAAGAAGAAGCUGGGAGCUUUGAUGGUCACCGUGAGUUCCUGCCUCACCAUGGUGGUCUGGGCCUUGGCCAGGGGCUUGAGUACAGCUUGGCCAGCAUGAAAGAGAAGCCCACUGAGUGCCCUGACUGUGGUAGAGUAUUUAGAACCUACCACCAGAUGGUGGUCCACUCUCGGGUGCAUAGCAAGGACCGGCGCCCUGAAGAGGGUCUGCAGCAUGGCCUAGAUGAGAGGCGUGGCUCCGCCAGUGACCCUGAAUCCCAGUCCAUCAGCCGGUCCACCACCCCAGGCUCAUCCAAUGUGACAGAGGAGAGUGGGGCCGGAGGAGGCCACUCCCAGACAGGAAGUGUGCAGGAUGACAGCCCUCAUCCUUCUUCUCCUUCCUCAGAUGUUGGGGAUGAGAUGGCGAAGGCACCAGGAGCAGUUCCUCCUCCUGCCACCCAGCACCGAGAGAGGAGUGUGGGAUCCGCCAUGAAAGACUGCCCCUACUGUGGCAAGUCCUUCCGUACCUCCCAUCACCUCAAAGUCCACCUGAGAAUACAUACGGGUGAGAAGCCCUAUAGAUGCCCUCAUUGUGACUAUGCUGGCACUCAGUCUGCUUCCCUGAAGUACCACCUUGAGCGUCACCACCGUGAACGUCAAAAUGGCAAUGCCUCCUCUGCCCACCACCCUCCGUCCUCCGAUCACAAAGAUGACCACAGCAAGACCAACAGUGGCAGCGGCAUUUUUGCACGGCCUGAUGUUCUGCGUGGGGUCUUCAAAGGGAUGAUGCCCUCCAGCCUUGAUUUUAGAGGAGGCCAGAUGCUUACACAGUGGGCCACUCCUGCUAUGCUCUCUCCCAGAGAGAGAGAUCGUGAGAGAGAGCGAGACCGCCAUGGACUAGGGGCAGAGCCCAGCUCUGAGAGCAUGAAGACCCCAGAAGUUCCAGCCACUGGAGGGGAAAGCCCAGCCAGUUUUUCAGACCUGGGACGGGCAUACCAGAGUAUGAUGGGGAAUGGAGUCAACUUUCAGGGCUCUCUUCAGGCCUUCAUGGAUAGUUUUGUGCCGAAUUCCGUGAAGAAAGAGAAAGAAAUACGAGAGAAUCAGCUACACGGUCAGCACUUUGGCCUGGAGGGCACAGAACACAAGAUCAAGAGGGCCAGUGAUGCCAGUCAGGAGGAGAACCCUUCUGAGACCAAGCCAACUGAGGGCAUUCGCUCCCAGUAUGAGCCUCUGGACCUGUCAGUCAGGCCUGACGCAGGAACCCUACCUGGGGCAUCUAUCACCAUCCAGGACAAUGUAGCCUGGCAUGGGUGUCUGUUCUGUUCCUUUACCACUGCCUCUGUAGAGUUGAUGGCUCUUCAUCUCCAAGCCAACCACAUGAGUAAAACCAAAUCAGGCCAAGGCAAAGAAGUUAAAGAACACCUGUUGGGUGAAUCUUCCCACACUGGCAACUCUGGUCUGGCACCUCCUCCAGGCCUUCUUCACCUGCAUGAGGGCCUUAAAGAGCGAGAGGCUGAAUCUGGAGACUUGAAGAACCAAAUUGGUUGGUCCAACCACCUGGAGCCGAACCCACAUGCUGCCUCCAUGGGAACAUUUUCAAGCGACUUUUACAAGCCCUUUAGUCCCAUGUAUGAUGGUUCCUCCAGGGGUCCUGUUGGAUUCUUGGACCAGCAAGAAAAUCAGGCCAGUCAAGUUGGUGGUCAGGAUGAGCUCUCUGACAAGGCAUCUUGUGUUGAAAUGGAGGCAUGUGAGGAGCGGGAAGGUCAGUCAGAAGAUGAUGAAGCAGGUCAUGAAGAACAGUCAUCCAAUCCUCCUUCUGCGGAGCACCAGGUGCACUCUGAUGAUGAAGAGCCAGAAGCAGAGGAGGAAGAAGAUAUGGAGGUGAGAGACAUGGAAGAUGAAGACCAUGGGACCAUUAGAAUGCAUCCUGACUCCCCCUUGUCUAGGAAGGAUGCUCAGAGAGCAAAGAUGCCCAGGGGUGUACAGGGACGUGGUCUAUCUCCACCCCAGCCACCCACCAUAGAGAAGCAGUGGCAGCAGCAUCAGCAGCCGGGUCUGAGUCUCAUUUCUCCACCCAAUGGUCCCCCAGGCCUGCUGAAGCCUGAGCAGGCUCACCUGGAGCACCAAAUGAACAUGCUGUCAGUCCUCCGGGCCUACAGUUCUGAGAGCCUUGCAGCAUUCAAUGGAGGCCUAUCCAGCAGCUCCAAUGGAGGAGGUGGUGGAAGCAGCUCCAGCAUGAAGAGAACCGACCCCUCUGCACUAGCAGAUAUCAAAGUUGUUCUGUCUGUUAAGACUUCAAACCGCCGGCCUCAUCCGUCAGCCCCAAUCAUAUCGGCACCCCCUCAACGGAAGGCACUCUCUCCGGCUGGAGUGGAAUAUUUGAUCUGUCCUCUUCAGGAGGAUCAACAGACAGAAAGCAGUGGGCAGAGAGACGUAGAGUUGGGGGGGGACACUUGGGGGGGCGAGUGAGCAUGAAAACACUCAGCUCUGCUUCAAUCGCUCCACAAAAGCCUGGGCGACGAAGCCAGAAAGGAAGCUCUGCUCUUCGCUCUUCAGGAACUCACACAGCAUGGGAUUCAUCAGCAUUUGACUUUACACCCUCUGUGGUUAUGAGAGCAGAUACUGAAGUAAUAACGCCUGGAGGAAAAUCUCGGCUUCUUGGCUAUAAACAUGUAAAGCGACAGUAUUUUCUGAACGCAGCAUGUGUGGACCUGUGGGGCUUCAUUUAUUAAUAUUGCGUAGAAAAAGUUCUAAAUUUGGCCUUAAAUGUACUAUUUUGAAUCGCUGUGCGUGCAGUAAAAUCGGAUUUCAUAAAAUGUCCACACAUGCCAUGCAUGUUCUUGAAAUAAGUGCAUGACCACAAUUAACUAUACAGGAUAAGUAAAAAUAAUAUCCCAUUAAAGCCUUUCUGAUUUAUUUAUUUAUUUGUUUGUUUGUUUGUUUAUUUAUUGAUAGUGCCAUGCAUUCAUUGACAUCACUAGCUUUAUUGUAUAAAUACAAACUUAACAAAAAAAGCAAUCAUAUAGUUCAUAGGUAAUUCAAUUGAAUAUCAGACCUUUUAUUCUAUUUAAAAGUUCUCUUAAGCCAUUGUCUUCCACUUGUGGCUUUAUCAUCUGCUGCUAUGUGCUUUGCAUAUGCAUGAUCAAAUUUGUAAAUUAAUAUACACACAAUUUUAUACAAAUUGACUCUGAAAUAAGCUCACACAUUUUUGCAUGCAGAAUUGCAUUUACGCAAGUGUUUUAUUGGUGAUUCUUCUAAACAAAAUCAAAUCGCUUCACUUAUGUCAGAGAAGAAGGCCUCGAGUCUCAUGAGCAGCUUGUCGUAGUGAGUCUGCCAUCUUCCCCUAUAACAACCUCACCUUAGUGUUUUAUACUUAUCUGUCCAUCUGUUUGCUCAUCACUCUUGGCUAUUAUUAGGCCCAGACAUGUGUCACAUCGUGAGGGCUAUUACAGUAUACUUAGCUCUUAAAUCCCUCGUCUGUGAGAUCAGACUACAUAAUUACCUACCGCAUUAAGCACGCACACGCAUGCACAUGCAUACACACAUGCAUACACACACACGCACACACACACACACACACACACACACACACACACACACUCGCAAGCCAGCAUGCAGCAGCUGUGGGCAUUAGUGCAAUGCACAAAGUGCCAAGGGCAAGAUGACCCAGACCCUCUUUGAGUACAUGAGAGUGUGUGUGUGUGCAUCUUCAUGUGUGACACUGCCUAAUCCUGAAGGCCUACGUGGAUGGACUCCACACAAGUGUGUAUUUAAUGAUUCAAAAGCUGGAAUCUCAACCUCAGUUAACAGAAUUCUGAAAUACAGUCCUUUUAAAGCCAAGCGUGCCAAAGCCGUCAGCCUGCCCACAUUCUCUAUGCAUGAAGAGCAGGAUCAAGGCGCUGCCUGGCCAUGAAGCACUGCCCAAUGUCCUGGCAUGACAUGAGCGGGCGAAUACUGCAUGCCCUUCACUGUCUUCUUGUGUAGGCCAAUGAAGGCAUCAGGAAGUCAACACUAACUCUUUCAUUCUAAAUGACUCAUAUUUACAGCCGGUGGUGUGAAGGCUCAGGGUCACAUCCACACUCAUCCAUGAAGAAUUAAUAAGUACACUAUACGUUCUAGGAUUUUUGUGUGGGGUGUGUUUGUGUUUGAGACUGUACAGAAAGAAAAAGGGAAGACUUUUUGAAUAAUCAAAAGGCAGCAGGGGCCUUCUAUAGACUUAUUAUAUAAUUCAUUAUUUACUGUAUAUACAUUACCAGUCAUACAUUUGGACACACCUGCUCCUACAAGGGGUUUCUUUAUUGUUACUAUUUUUAGAAUAAUAAUGAAGACAUUAACACUAUGAAAUAACGCACAUGGAAUUGUUCAGUGACCAGGAAAAAUAUUAAACAAAUCAAAACUGUUUUAUUUUUAAAAUUAACAGUAUUCCUGAUUAAGCUUUUCAUGACCAGCUUCACCUAGGAGGCUUUUCCUAAAGUUCCCAAAUAGGCCAAGCUCCUGCUUGAUCUCAGUGAAAACUACUUAUUAAAUGUAUACAUUAACUUCAUGAUUUAGAAAUAAAUUUCAACCUUAAGCCUUUAUCAAAAUUUCUUUAAGACAGUACUAUUAUAUACUGUAUUAGAAUAUAGUUUAAUAUAGUAUAUGUUAAGACAAUUUUUAAAAUAAAAAUAGACACACUUUUAUGUGAGUUGUUUUAUAAUUAUAAAUUUAUACCAUUUUUAAUUUCUCAUAUAAUAUUUGUACCUUGUGAGUCACCAGCAAGAGUGUUAUAGAAUAUUAAACAUGUCACCAUGUGAUAUAAUAUUUAUGCAUAUCCGUACAUUUCUAGAAAACUGAACAACUUUUGGAUGGAAAUAAGAUAGAAUGUUUAUGUAUAACGUGUGUUGAUUUUACUGUUUCAUAUUUGUGUGUGAGGUGAUGUGGGUUGUAAGAGUAUUUCUCUGGACCUUCCUAAAAUAAUGGAACAAUAAAAGCAAUAGAAACUUCAAUAGAAAUUUUUCAGUCUCGUGUACAGACUUGUCUUUCCAUCACUAUAUCUGUGCUGUCACUGAAUAAUCAUUUAAAUGAAGGAUGGGUGUGUAUUUCACGUUUUCGCUGUGUGUGUAUUUGUGCGCUUCUAGCGACUAUUGACACAAACAAAAACAAAGUAAUUAAAUUUCUUUUUUUGGGGGGGUUUGGUGGAUAGGAUUUGUGUUUGAAACAGAGCUCUGUACACUAAGUGACAGUGAUGGACCGCAGACAGACUGUUUAAUAAUUCACUAUUUCCUAAUCUUUUUUUUUUUUUUUUUGUAUGAGGGGGUGAUCAGAGAGUGCUCUGAUUGCACAAAAAAAUCUAUUUUGCUAACUUAACAGUGUGUACGUUUAAUCAUUAGGACUGGAUCACUAACCAAGUGAUGGAGACAUUCACAAGCACAGCCAGCGAGGAAAAAGAAAGGGAUAAAAAAAAUGAAAUCAGAGAGAAGUAAAGUGGCUCACACACAUCCCGCUCAUGCACAUCUCAUUUCAGAGCUGUUCUUAGUCUCGUCUUAUUUUGGCUAAAAUAACACUCUGAGUGCACAGCCAGCAGGAGGAAGAAGGAGAAAGUAGGCCCCGUCGUCUUCUCCAUUUCUCCUCCAGCUCGGCGACGCGAUGCGGCUAAGUGAGCCUCAACUGACCAGAAAUGAUUUGCCUCUGUCUGUUAGACACGUAAUGGAGUCGUUUAACUAGUCAAAUUAGGAGCUGCAGAGAUGCAGCAUGCUUCAUUACUGGGUUCCAAUGGGCACCAUUUUACAUUUACGUCAGGAGUGAUUUCAGGGCAAAUUAAUGUUUUUAUUGUCUCGCGCAAAUACAAAACCCCCUCAACAUGUUAAAGAGCAGCUCCCCCUUCAGGUCACUGACCAUAACUGACAGGGCCAUGAGGGGAAAUGGGACACUUGUGUGGGCCUUUACUAGCUUUUCCCCUACCUCUCUGCUUUUUAUACAUUAUUUACUUCCAGGUCUUAUAAUGUAAGUUCUUAAUCCCAUGAUAUUAAAUCACGACUGAUUCAGUUCAUCAUUUGAAUCAACUGUGAUACAAAUCUAUACAGCACAUGAACUUCCAGGACUGAGAGCCGCUGUGAAUGUGCAUGCUGUAUAUGCACAUGCAACUGAAACAUACAUGGCGUGAUGUGUGAGAGCGUGUUCUGGAGCUCGUCAGUGCAGCUCUGGGUAUGUUUGAUUACAGACAAGGCACAGGCCCACUCAGGCCUGCUCAAUUCUACUACCCAGAGGCUAGGGAGCCUGUCAUUAGGGAUAUGUGUUCCCCUGUGUGGGGGGCGACUGGUAGGAGUAACCGCAGCCUCAUUUAUACACCGCUGACUCACUGUUUAGAGUCAGCCUUGAGAAUUUGACUUUUUUUUAUUCUUUGAUCUGGUUUCAAUAUCCGCUCUUGCUUAAAACAUAACCAAUAUACAUUUUUUUUCUAACAUAUUUCCUGAUGUUUGAACAGAGUACCAUGUGUUGAGUCAGGGAUAUUUUUCAUCUGCUAUUUUCGUAUGCUGGUAUUUUGCUAAAUCUGUGUCCUAUUAGAAGGCUUUUUAUUUUAGUCUACCUCUCUACACAGAUAUUGAGACGUGUAGUAGGGCGCCUUGACUGUCACUUUGAAAGAAAGAGGAAGAGAAAGAGAGAAAGCCCCUCCUUUUCAGGUCCAUGUUGUACUUGACAUUCUGUCGAAGCGGUUUCACCCAAAUGCCGGCUGCGUUUGAUCCUCUCUUUAGGCUGCCAGGCUUUGAGCAUAGAGACGCUGUUUGCUCGGCGAUGCACAGCCCUACUGAAGCCAUGUUUCUCCUUCUGUGCAUAAAUACGUGGCUGUAUGUGUGUGUGAGUGUGAAGACUUGAGCCCAGUCUCCCAGUUCCUGCUACUGGCUGUCUGUGAUAACCUCACCGUGAACCAGACCCUCCAUCCUAACCCUUUUCACUUUUUCAUGCUGAUAUGAAGCCAACAUGUGAGACUGAACCUCAUUUAACAGCUUAUUUAUAAGCCUGGCUUAUUAACUGUAAUUCAUUUUUGAAUUAUUUUUAAGCCAUGUACAGUAUAUUGUGUUAUGUGCUUAAUAUUGAAAAAGGUGACUGCUGUAACAGUAAAAUUUAUUUUAGAGCUUUUCUCAACUUCAGCAAACCUUUUUAAAAGGUUAAGUACAUAUCAUGGGCUUUAUAAAUAAAAAAACAAAGGGGUUUUCUCUCACUUUUGUAAAGAAGACAAAAACACAGGAGUCAAACAGUUGUCCAUCCAUCUCCAUUCUCUCGUCUUUGUCCCCUCCUCUUUUCUCUUUUUUAUUCCUGCUGUUCGCUAUUUAUUUAUCGAUCAUCAGGCUGCCUGGUUAUCUUUGCAUGCCGGGCAGUUAUAGAUGAAUGCACAAAGCCCUUCCAUCUGAACAAGAGAUCAUUGUGUAUGACGGAUCCUCCCACGUUCAUUGGCAGAAGGGGGAGGUGAAUGUGGGGAUUCAGACAAACUCUGCCAUUUCCUGUCAUCCCUAAGCUCAGGCCUUCAAGUAGAUAUGAAAACAAAUGUGGGAGUGUUACCGAUAACAUAAAAAUAUUAGCCCGCUCCUGUUGUUGACCACGCUAGUACCUUGGAGAAUAGCUAUUACUGUGAGAGGAAGGCAGCAUGAUCGAGUGGGUUUGACUCCAGAGAAAAUGAUGCUGGGAAAUAGAGAACGGAGUUAAGGCUGUAUGAGGCAUCAAACCGCAUCACUGGGCCUUGGCUUUACUCUCUAAGUUUAUGAAACGUAACGAGUAAUUGUUUUAGCCCAGAUGUUCUGCCAAUUUGACAUUUUUACUAAAUGUGGAUUGAAGUGAUUUCACAAUUUCUCUAAUUUCUCUCAUCUUCUAUUUAAAUGAAAUCAUCUUGGCCUGAGCAUCAUAAGGUGAAAUAACCAUGGUGAUAAAUGUGUUGCAAAUAUGAAACAAUAAAGUUGGUCUUACUUUGUCACAUGAUCUCUGUCUUUUAUUUGCGCUCACACUUGUGCCCGCAUACACUUUAUGAGGAUUGCUGAAAAAGGGUUCGAGGGUUCUUAGCUUAAAAAGGAUGUUCUGAUUGGAAACCUCUGUGUUGCAGGCUUGGUUAUAGAAUGUUUAUGACUUCUUCUUCUCUUAUAGUGCAGAUCAGACUGCAUUUCUAAGAGUGUAGGAAGUGUCAUUUGAAUGUCUAUUUCUAUGUGUAUUGUUAGAUGAAAAUAAAUUUGAAUUCAAAUCCACAAUUUAAACCUAUUUUAAAUAUUUUAAAAUCAGUAUUGAGGGUCUUCAGUGCAAAACAAAAAACUAAUCCUAAAGGGGAGGGCUGUACUUGAAAUUCUAUAUAGAAAGUUUAAAGGACAGCCCAAAGAAUUCUUUAAGGGUUUUAGAUCAUAUCAAUAUUUAGUUACAGCUGCGCUUGUGUUUACAUUACUUUUCUUACAUUAAAAAUUCUAGUAUUGUUUUGUAUCACAAAUAUGCUCUACGUUUUGUACAUUUUGCGAUUAAAUAUAAGUACAAAAAGCUAAUAAAAAAUAUCAUAUUCUUCACAGUUUCCAUUAUCACACACAUUUACAUACAUAUGUGACACACAUAUGGUGGUAUGAAUUGAUACAGGAUACUACAUGUCUUUUUAAAGGAUCUUGUAUUUAAGCAUGGCUCUAGCUUAGGCAGGGAUUUGUGUAGGUUCCCCAGUGUGUAGCGGUGUUAAGGUGCGGUCCCUGACAGAUUGCGUGACAGAGUUAGCGACGUCAGUGGCUAGGGUUACGGCCUGGACACGCCGUCACUUCCAGAAGGUUCACCGUGGGGCUCCGACGGCACUGAGAAUGCUGGGAUAGCUUUCCAGGGUUCCAGCAGACCUCUGAGAUCAAACGGAGCAGCGGGCGUGUGCGUGUAUGUGUGUGUGUGCGAGAGAGAAUAGAAAAAAGAGAGAAAGAACAACAACAUUUCGGUGACAGGCUUGUAGAUUGACAUCUUGGGUUUUCCUCUGUUGUUCAUUUUAGGGGAUCUCGCGAUCCGGCUUUCUAAAAUCAUUCAUAAUUACUCUUAAGAAGGUAAUAGUGUCAAAUGAGCGCCCAGAGGAACAAAGGAUCUUUAUAAGAUUUGGCUGUCAGCGUGUGUGUAUGUGUGUGUGUGUGUGUGUGUUUGUUCACUGAUGUUCAAUCAUCUCUUUCAGCAGGAUGAAUUGCAAACAGUAGACAGAGAGGGGAAAUAAAGAAAAUAAUGUGUGGGAAGGUUUCAUUUUCAGCCAUCAGAAAAUCUCUCACACUAUUUAGGUCAUCUGUAAUGUGGAUGUGAAUUUUGGGUUCACACUCAUUGCGUAGACACACAUACACACACACACACACACACACACACACACGCACUCUUUCUUGUUGGAGAGUAGAGAUACUCUUAUUGGAAAAUCUUUCAAUAAAUCAAUGUGACUUUAAACACAUUUCCCCGGCGACACCGCUGACCUGAUAAGAACUCCGCUAAUCUCUUUUGAGGCUGUCAGAGUGCUUUGAACAAAAUCUAGUUCGCAUCUAUCAGCAAGGUUAUUUGUCAAUGACUUAUAAUCCCAGGUAAAUUUCACUGGUUUUAUAUUAGACUCCGCUAAUGGUUCUCAUGUCUGAAGUUUCUCAGGCUUGGGAAAAAGCAGGAGAUUGAAGUGGAAAAAAAAAAAAAAAAAAAGAAUGUUAUGGAUUUGCUUGUCUGAAAUGCUGGGAGCCGAGACAAGAGAUGAAGCAAUAUAAAACUGGGGUAGUUUCAAAAUCUAAAUGUAGGUAAUAAUCUACAAAAAACAGAAGCAUGAUUUAUUAUUAUUAUUAUUAUUAUUAUUAUUAUUAUUAUUAUUCACACAGAGCUAGUCUUUUAGAAGACUAAUGAAGAUACUGUUUUUAUUCCCUGUUCAAUUAAUUGUUGGUAAUUAGCCAUUUUUUUCCACUGGAGUGUAGUGACUCUCUUUGUGCCCCUUGUCUCAUCUCUGUGUACAAAAAAAAAAAAAAAAAAAAAAAAUGUCGCACUGCUCUGGAAAACACUCACGGUUCGUGUCUCUCAACCAAGGGCACAAUGUGGGCCAAGACAGAGAGCAAUCAGCAACCAGACCAAGCCUUCUGGGUAAUUUAUGAAGCCUCAAUUAGAGGAGCACACAAAGUAAUGAUUCUCAAAAAAAAAAAAAAAGGAACAACGUUGGCCAUCUCAUGCCAUAUUCCACUCCAUCCGUGCUUAUUAGGACCGUGUCCCAAAUGAACUGCGUCCCAAACACUCAUAAACAGCGCUCUGAGAUAAAUUAUUAAUAAAACGCAUUUGAGAUAAUAACUUCGAUUUGACAACUGGUUCUGGUUGAUACUGGGCUUGAAAAGUUGAUGAAACAGCUGAUACUCAUAAAGCUGUUGCAUUUAAUGAGCUUCACUUUUUGGGAAUUUGAAAUGAAACGUGUGUUUUGUGUUUGCAUGGGAAAAAUUGGUCAUAUCCGUCAUCUCUUCACAGAGGAUGGUCAUAGUCAGAGAGGUUUGAUCUUGCACUGUUUAUGCUUAUGUCAAACCAAAAGAGUCAUAGCCCUAAGUGCUUAUGCUGACGCGUAAAUAGUUUGACGUUUCAUAUUCUAACAAUGUCUUACCUCUCGCUGCGUGAAUACAAAAAAAGUAAACAGGUUCCAUGGGUGAUGGGAUAUAAAUCUCUUCGCUCUCUUUUAAGUUUGCACUUUUCAUUUCCUUGCUUUUUUUUCCCUUUGAAUCCAGAUGUUUAUUCUGUUUCUAGAAAUCGCAGGCCUCCUUUGUUGUGCUUUUUCUUCUGGUGUUGUUUGUGCAGACAUGUGUUGGUGAGCCCACGAGUGCAUAAGCGUGCUAACUGCUUACAAGAGGCACACGUGGACUAUUAAAUAAAACCCUGCCACAUUCUGCGCACUUCAUAUGCUCGCAUGUAGGUGUGUGUGGAGACACAAAGCUCUCCCUGUAUCUAGCCGAGUGCAUAUUUUCACCACUGAGUAAUGGUUGAUACAAUUCCAUAUGUAUUUGCUCUCCCACUUUGAGCCUGUAAAUUACACCGGACAUGAGAGGGGGGGGGUGGGGGGUUGUGUCACUGUGAAAGCUAGCUUUAAAUGUCCUGUAUGGGUCUGUGGAUUAGGACAGGCCCAGAAUUCAGCAAACAAGGAUGAAGAAUCAAGUCUAACGCCAAGCUGAUUAUUUAUUUGAUUAUCGGCACACUGUGCAAUCAUUAUCCUUCAUAUCAGUGAUGCUCAACUGGAAAAUCAAUAUUUUCCUACACUGUCAUGCUCUUUGGCAGACCUCUCACCAUAUAAAGCUGAGACUGACCAUAUAAAAUCCAUAUAUAAGAGAUAAUAUGUCCAUGUCAGGCUUUAGCUCUGCUUUAAGAAGAGUAUCAUUUCCCCCCAGUGAGCAGAUGUAUGGUAAACCUAUCUGUGUGCCUGGAAAGCACCAUACAGAUGUUUGCGUUAGAGAAGAAAAAAUUCCGGUCAAUUAAAACCGACCCCCUAAAUCAGUUGCUCUGACCUUAUCCAGAGAUCAGGAAUCUGCUUUCGCCAUUCCAGCAAUCAACACGGCCACCCAUCUCCUCCUGAAGCUCAGGAGAUCUGCAAAUCUUCUUGCUCUAACCUUAAAUCACUCCCUCUUUAAGUUCUCCUGUAGCAUUGCGGCAUGCACUCACCCUUUGGCUCCUCUCUGGAAACAUCUGUGAGCUGGGCAUGCAGGGGGGAGCCUGUUUUUUGGCUUCCUCUCCUGGCACAUAUGUGUAAAAAAAUCUAAACGUAAAUAAGAAAUUGGGGGUGUUCAUAAAUAGUGGUGUCUUAAUUGAGACCCAGUAAGAGUAAGUAGCAGAUGUUGAAGCAGGAAAUGUUGAAUCAUCAGAGAGCAGCAGGGGAACAGGCAAAAAUUGCAUUUAAAGAAACUCAGCCAAGUACUUGUGAUUUUCCAUCACGGCGGCCUGCGCUGACGUCGACAGUCGUUUGGUAUGGCUCUGAGUGUGACAACGUGAAAUGAAGGUUUUACAGGUAAGCACCAACAGGCAUACAAACACUUCUCAAUAAAAGUAUUUAAGAGCCGCCAGGGAAACUGCGAUCUCUACACAAGACAUGUCACUCACUCACUCUCAAAUCUGUCCAAAUUUUUUUUUAAAAAAGCGACAAAGCUUCUUUUUUUUCCUUCACAGACUGUCAGAGUGUCAAAGCAAAAGUCUACAAAGGCCAACCUACUUUUUUGACAUUUAAACAUCUCUCGCUAUAGACGUUUUUUCUCUGUUGCUCCUGUAACAUGUGAUCUUAGGGGAGUUGUGUAGUAGCUGCUCUCCUGUGCAGGGCCGCUCUGCUCCGCUCUCAUGAUUCCUCCCUCCUGGAAAUGAAGAGCACGGAUAUCAGGUUGCCUGUGAUAGCUGCUGUGUUCGUGCUAGUGGGGGACCUGAGAGAAGGUGGCACUGACAGGUCCCACCGUGCAGGAUAAAAGGCACUCCUCCAUUCCCUCUCUCUCUGUCUGUCUCGCUGUGUAUCAGUGCAGUGAGUGACGUUGUCACUCUAAGGGGAGCUCGCUGACUCCAGAGCAGGUGGAUGCCGUACAGAGCUAGUGUGUGAGAGCUGCAUGGAGUGUGAUGCUCCUGCAAAUAUUAUCAGCACUAACUCCUGGGACUUCGAGUUUCCUAGAUUAGAGCUCCCAAUUAACACAAUAUAUACUAGAGAGAGAGGUCUACUGAACAUGCCCUUUGUUACUAUGGGAACAUGUCUGACACAGACUGUCCAUGACAUUUUAUUUAUUUAUGAUAUUUUUAAUGCUUGCAUUUGUGCUUUGCUUUUCAUUCAUGCUCACUACAGAUGUAACAGGUUGUUUUUUGUUUAUGUUUUCCACCAAAUACAGAACGCACUUUUUUUUUUCCCUAAAGUAUGACACAUUAUUACCCUCACAGCCAUCUGCGUGUGUUUGUGUGUGUGUGUGUGAGAGAGAGAGUGUGUGUAUGUGUGUGUGUAUGUGUGUGUUUGGCCUAUUUAAGCAGAGCCCAGCUCACCCCAUGUCAAGCCCUGCAAAACAGCAUGAUUCAUACUCAAAUGAGUCCUGAUGAAAAAAAGUGACCUCAUCCCUUCCUGUUGUCAAACAAAAGGUUCUUUAAAAAAAAGGCGAGAGGUGAUAGGCGGACAUGAGAAGAAGAAUCUGGAGCACUGUACGGACCAAAUCUCAUCAGAGUGAAAUCUAAAGCGCCGGCGUUUAAGAAAAACAGACAAUAGCAACUUUUACCAGCAACCCGCUUUGACCUUGUUAGCAGUGGGACACUCUGAUAAUCUGCGCUUAAUGAUUUUUCUCCUCCCUCACUCACUCACUCUUUUUUUUCUUUUACAUUAGGCCACAGAGUGUCACAGUCAUUUAAGACGUGGCCUCUUUUCCCCCCCUCCGCACAUUCCGACGCCAUUAUGUUACAUUGUUGCAGAAUAAAGCCUGGUAUUAUGUUCCCUCGGUAAAGGGCACAAGUGGACUGAGUUUUUAUCUGCUGAACGAAUCAAUCAGGAUUAUGUCAGUUGAAAAGAAUCACAGACAGCAGUCGCCAGCAGACCAAGAGGCCUGUGUGUGAGUGUGUGAGAGUGAGAGAGAGAAAAGGAAAGAGAAGCCCUGCAUUUAUGUGUGCGAUAUGUAUUUGUCGUCCAGGACUAUGGUGUGUUGACGGAAGUGUACGGAGUUAGAAAGAUCCGUUUUAUUUUACUCCAUUCUCUCUUGCUGGGAGGAUUCUGAGGAUGGUAAUUAUCAUUUCAGUAGAAAUUAUUAGGAGAUAAAAUGGAGAUCGAGUGCCAUUUCCUUCCAUUAAUGUCGGGGGUUUAGAGCAUCUGUCAUGCACUGGUCAUCACCAGGCCUGUGGGAAAUACAGAGUGAAGAGAGCAGGGUGGAGCUUGGGAUUUGGGCUAACCCCAUGUCAGACAAGAGAAAGACAAAGAGGAAGACAUAGAGAAAGAGAGAAAUGUCAUGACUUUUGAAGACACUUCAUCAAAACUCCUCAGAAAUAAUAGAAAUUGAUAAAUAGAAAAUUGACGAGUGAAUCUGCCUCGACAUCUGUAUUGAACCCACCCAGUAAGCGUUAUAUGCUUGAGCUAAACCACAAGACAUGCAAUUUUCCCGUGAAAUCAUCCAUCACUCGUCUUUUAGCCUCACGUGUCAGGGUUAAAGUCAUGACCCCUUAGGUCGGCUCAACCCCAUGUGAAACUUCCCAACACCAUUAAAGUCAGAGAUCUUCUCAAAGAUCCAAGGUACUUAAAAACCCUAUCAUUAUCCAUUAUGCUAUCAUAAUCUAUCAUUUCAGCACAUUAUUUAUAACACAGAUAUUUGUGUUAUAAUAGCACAGUUCUGAGAUGAGCUACCCUCUGCUCCUCUACUUCCCCUGAACUGUAAAGAGCAAAAAAACCCUCCAAAUGCUGCAAUGCCAUUUGUAUUGUAUUUAUGUGUGGCAAAAAAAGGUAAUAGAUCAAGCACAUUCCAUUAUUCCCUUAUAAGAUCAUUAGCAAAUAUAAUUAGAUAUGAAAGAAAGUAAUUUGGGCGAGAGAGGGGAGAAAGCGCUAUCAGGCACAGAAGACAGAUAGCAGCGUCAGUGUUUGGGCUUAAAUUGCUCUGUGGAGGUAUUAUCAGGAUGACGAUCUCUGCCCCAGAAAUGGAGUCAGAGGAAAAGUCAGACGCAUCCGGACUCGUUUUUUUUUCUCCUUUAUUUCGUUUUUCUCUGUAGGCCACAUCAACCUGCCAGCCACAGCUCCAACACACACUAUUUCACCCAAGUUUCACUCAAGUGUGGUUUAGUGACAGGAACUGGAGGUGUUUGGGAUCUAGGUGUGAUCUAUGUGUUAUCCACCAAGAUCUUUGGACGUGAUUUAAGUGUUGAAUUGCCAACUGGAAUGGAGAAUAAAAUAAAUUGUUUCACAUUAUAUUUCUAUUUUGUUUUCUCCAAUCCUGAUUCUUUAUACCUUUCAUAAGUUUAUCUUAUUUUUCUUUAUUUUCAUCAUAUAUCCUCACGUUUUGUUAUAUUGUAUGGUGCGCUAAACCUGUCAUCUGCUGUGGCUUAUGGUUGUGCUGGAUCAGGAGAAUAACAAACGUGCUAUUUGUUUUACCUGUGUGCAUUUCCUUUACAAAAACGAUGCACAAAUCCCUCAGUUAAAGCAGCAAGCAGAAGCCCUUUUUUAAGUGCCACAUGUAUGGGUUUUGUCUGUUCCUUUUGUGUUGUUCGGAACUGCAGCAUGCUUAUCUGAGGGCAAUCUCAACCCACACAACCGCCGAGGCACAACAGUGCUGUUUCCCUCCAGAAACACUGGAUUUCUUUGACGCUGCGAGGGAGGGGUGGUGGUGGCGCAGGCUGAUCCCUCUACUCUUUGUGAAUCACUGCAAAUGGUAUUCAUAAACAUCCUGUGUUCAUUAAAACCUUCUAAAAAUAUGAUUUGGGUGCACUUCCUAGUGCUCAGCUUGCUCUUCUGUGUAUGUGUGUUUGUGUGUGUGUGUGUGUGUGUGUGUGCGCGCACACUCGUAUUUACAUAUUUAUAAAUAAUGGUCUGUACAAUGAGGUGUACCUUUGCCAAAAACAACACUUUUCCAACAGUGCCGGAUGCCUGCGAGAGAACAAAGACGCCCUUCGUUACCGUAUGUGUGGUGUGUGUUCAAUAUGGGCAGUGUGUGUUCAGUGUUUAGUAGGAGACUUAAAACUAAAUCUAGUCCUCAUUUGGAUGGGACAGGAAGCUUUCGAAUGAAGACUAGUCAAAUAUAUAUUCAAAUUAAUACGAAUCAAAGUAUUUGAUCCCUACAAAUAACAGUGAUCAUAUACAACCAUUAAUAAUAUACAGUUGUGUAUAAAGAAGCCAUAUUAUGUUAUUAGGAGUUCCAACUAUAUUACUACAGAACUGUGUUUAGUAGCAGACUGUUUGGUGUAUCUUGCAGCACUUUGUCUCAUCAAAGAGCUACAUCACUGUUAGAAAAAAAAAAAGGUAUUGUACAGGUACAUUUUGGUUCCCAGGAGCAUGUGUCCUCGAAGAUACAACAAUCAUUCUUUAGGUCCUUAUUUUGAACCUAAAUAAUGUUCCUCUACAAUUAUAGUUCUUAAACUAAAAUUACAAGCAUUUGAAAUGCAACCCGUAACCAUUCUCAGCUCUGAGAGUGGAUUAGAGUGCAUUUUACACAUUGGACAGUCUAAUGGCAUAUAAUAAAUGUCUGUUCCAAAUUGUUUUGGUAAAGAAUAUAGAAUAAAAUAAAAUGAUGAUGAUGAUGAUGAUGAUUGUUAUUAUUAUUGUUGCUGCUGCUGUUAUUUUAUAUUUAUUUAUUUAUUUAAAUUAUAAAUUAUAAAAUAAUGUAAAACAGUAAAAUGAUUUUAGCAAAUUUGGCCUCCAUUAACUGCUUUAAAAAUUUUUAAUUUGUAUAAUAUGGAUAUAACAGUGAUUAUACAGUAUUUAACAGUAAUUAUACAUUUAAAAUAAGCUGCUGACUUUCCCAAGUUAUUAGAUGUUAGAUAUGACUUAUAAACAUGUGGCAGUGCAGUCUUAUUAAAAUAUCCAUAAAGAUCAUAUGUACCGAAUACAGUACAGUAGUGGUAUUAUAUUAUAUUAUAUUAUAUUAAUAUAUUCAUAUAAUAUAAUAUAUUCAUGUAAUGUAACUUGCUUACUUACUUCCUUUUAUAAAACUUUGAGAAGCAGAACUUUCUCAGGUGCAUGCUAAAAGUAAAUGUUCAUUAAAAAACAGCUUUAAAUCAAAACAAAAUAUGCUCACAGUUGUGACUGUGGGAUUAAAUGAUUAAAUGGGUUAAAACCCCAGUACCCUUUUUGCUUGAUGUUUGUGACUCAC
Messenger RNA from Pangasianodon hypophthalmus (striped catfish), 19087 nucleotides. RefSeq names its product zinc finger protein 536 (gene znf536). Gene Ontology annotation, biological process: regulation of DNA-templated transcription. Gene Ontology annotation, cellular component: nucleus. The transcript has 7 exons. Gene Ontology annotation, molecular function: RNA polymerase II cis-regulatory region sequence-specific DNA binding; DNA-binding transcription factor activity, RNA polymerase II-specific. The record is from RefSeq and is a predicted model, not a curated record. Lineage: Eukaryota; Metazoa; Chordata; Actinopteri; Siluriformes; Pangasiidae. Bases 501 to 4811 code for a protein of 1436 amino acids.